GUGAAUAAAUAAAACAGAGAGAACCUGCAGUCCGAGAAAAACCAAAAGAAAGUGGCUCCCCCACUGACAAGAAAGAGAGAUCUUUGAUCUCUGACUUGGUUUCUCUUUUGUUCUCUCCAAAAACCCAGAAAGUAUGGUGUUGAAUCAGAGCUUCUGCUUCUGCUUUUCCAUUGUUUUCCUUUUCCUUUUUCUGGGUCUUCCUGCUUCUUCUUCCUCACCAACUUUCAUUUCAGAUGGUGUCUUUGAAUCUCAGGCUUCUAUUGGCCGGAACUUGCUGCAGGCCAAGAAAGGUUGCCCAGUGAACUUUGAGUUUUUGAACUACACGGUUAUCACAAGCCAAUGCAAAGGACCCCAAUACCCUGCUAAACAGUGUUGUGAUGCAUUCAAGGAAUUGGCUUGCCCUUACGCAGAUGUGAUUAAUGACUUGACAAAUGAAUGCGCUUCAAUUAUGUUCAGCUACAUCAACCUCUACGGAAACUACCCACCUGGACUUUUCGCCAAUGAGUGCCAUGACGGAAAAGAAGGUCUGAUAUGCCCUGCAUUACCACCAUCUGCAGUGGCCAAUGAUGUAAAUGGGGCUCAUACCAUACACUAUCCGUCUCCAUUGCUAAUGCUCGCUGCGGGCUUCCUAGUGUUGUUCCGGUUACUAUAAAUUUUUUCCGGCAAUUAAUAUAUUCUUAUGACGUGAGAAAUUUACAAUUUUUUUCAUUCAUCUGGUUUUCAUCCAUGUUUUUCCUCAAGUGCUAGAGCUAUAAGAUUCAUUCCAUUUAAUUAUCAACAUGGGUGGCAUUUGUAAUUUGCCAUAUUUAUAAGUCCUUUUGUGCAAUACCUUGACAGCCAUAAUAUAGUGCAGAAUUUUUCAAUUUCUUGA
This is a messenger RNA of Malus domestica (apple), 871 nucleotides long. Its product is annotated as GPI-anchored protein LLG1-like. NCBI's taxonomy places the organism in Eukaryota, Viridiplantae, Streptophyta, Magnoliopsida, Rosales, Rosaceae. The record is from RefSeq and is a predicted model, not a curated record.